Molecule: messenger RNA, 495 nt
Organism: Drosophila navojoa
Lineage: Eukaryota; Metazoa; Arthropoda; Insecta; Diptera; Drosophilidae
Gene: Cpr47Eg
Product: Cuticular protein 47Eg
Source: RefSeq, a predicted model, not a curated record
AACGGACGAAAAUGUGUAUAAAAGGCGUUAACAGUCAGCGAUCUGAUAUCAGUUACUCUUCUCGAGUCUCCCAGGAAACAACAUGAAGUUCUUAAUCGCUUUCGCCUGCCUGUUGGCUGUGGCCUGCGCCAAUGAAAGUGCUGAUGUCCUUUCUGACGCAAGAAAGCUCGACAUCGAAAGCUUCGAAACUGCAUUUAAACUCUCGAACUCGAUUGAAUCAGAACAAAAGGGUAUUCUGGAUGGUCCAAACUGGAAGGUUACUGGACAAAAUAGCCAUGUCUCUCCCGAGGGUGAGAAAGUUUACGUUCAAUACGUCGCCGACGAAAAUGGCUACAGGCCUGUUGACGCUUAUCCCCCACUGCCAACCCCACCUCCAAUCCCAGAGGCAAUCCAGAGGGCCAUUGAUUAUAUCAAGGCCCAUCCGAUCCCUGAAAAUCAGAACUAAGUUUUUCUGUUUUGUUAAUAAAUGAAUAUUGAUAUUAUUGAACGAAAAUA